Messenger RNA from Symbiodinium necroappetens, 1041 nucleotides. Lineage: Eukaryota; Dinophyceae; Suessiales; Symbiodiniaceae. The record is from the annotation of a GenBank genome assembly.
AUGACCACCAAGUACCUAUCGGCAAUCGCGUGCGGCCUUAUGGCGCUCGCUGUCGCGCCGGGCGCCAUCGCCCAGGAACAGAGUGUCGAGGAGUUCUACAGCAACAACGACCUUACGCUGGUGGUGGGCGCCGCUGCAGGCGGGGGCGCGGACUUUUACGCCCGGCAAUUCGUGCCGUUCUGGCAAAAGCACAUUCCGGGCAAUCCUGACAUCAUCGUGCGCAACCUGCCUGGCGCCAGCGGUAUGUCGGCGGCCAUCCAGAUGAUGUCGGCCGCUCCCAAGGACGGUACGGAAGUGGCGAUGUUGCUGCGCAACAAUCUCUAUUUCCCGCUGGUCUCCGACGUUCCGCUCGAUUUCGAGCCGCUCGAAGCCAACUGGCUGGGCAGCCUGACCAAGGAAAUCUACACGGUCGCCAUCAUGACGCGGGCCGGUAUCGACUCCGCCGACGACCUCUUCGAUACGACAGUGCGCAUGGGCGCCACCUCGUUUGCCAACGAAAACCGCGUUCUCCCCGCGAUGAUGAACGAGUAUCUGGGAACCCAGUUCGAGAUCAUCACGGGCUAUGAAGGGGCUGCCGCCAUGACGCUGGCCCUCGAACGUGGCGAAAUCGACGGCCGCAUGCUGCCCGUCGACAACCUCAUCGGUUAUGGCAACGAGGCACCGUUCCUCGAAGACGGCACCAUCGAAGUGGUUCUGCAGACGGCGGUCAAUUCAAGCGAACACUUCCCGGACGCGCCAAAUCUGUUCGAUUACAUCGAGGACCCCGAGAUCGAGGCCCUGGCAAGGUUCGUCCUGGCCCCGAUGGAAGCAGGACGUCCGUUUGCCGCUCCGGCCGGCAUCCCCGAAGACCGCCUUGCUGCGCUCCGCCAGGCCUUCAUGGAUGCGGCGAAUGACCCUGAAUACAUCGCGCAUAUGGAACAGGUCGCAAAUACGCCGACACCGAUUUCGGGUGAAGCCGUGCAGGAGAUCGUGGAGGAGAUCUACUCUGCGUCCGACGACGUGCUCGAAAAAGUCCGGCCGCUGGUCAACCCCCAGUCCUGA